AUGCCUGGACAAAAGCUUUACCCCCGCGCGACGGUCAGAAAGAUCGUCAAGGCUCACUCUAAUUGUAAUGUGAGCAAGAACGCUGAUGUCAUGAUGUUCUUGGACUACAUGCUCUUCAUGCAAACGCUCAUCAAAGAAGCAGCGAUUGAAGCCAAGCAAGGGGGUGAGCGUGGUAUCACAGCGCGAAGUGUCAGAAAGGUCACGGCGGAUGCGCUUGCCAAGUUCAGAGGAUGA
This is a messenger RNA of Thermochaetoides thermophila DSM 1495, 234 nucleotides long. RefSeq lists its product as uncharacterized. Gene Ontology annotation, biological process: chromosome segregation; kinetochore assembly; mitotic cell cycle. Gene Ontology annotation, molecular function: protein heterodimerization activity. The record is from RefSeq and is a predicted model, not a curated record. The transcript is spliced from 4 exons. NCBI's taxonomy places the organism in Eukaryota, Fungi, Ascomycota, Sordariomycetes, Sordariales, Chaetomiaceae. Gene Ontology annotation, cellular component: kinetochore; nucleoplasm. Bases 1 to 234 code for a protein of 77 amino acids.